Molecule: messenger RNA, 3531 nt
Organism: Bathycoccus prasinos
Lineage: Eukaryota; Viridiplantae; Chlorophyta; Mamiellophyceae; Mamiellales; Bathycoccaceae
Exons: 1
Coding region: 1-3531 (1176 amino acids)
Molecular function (GO): protein binding
Source: RefSeq, a predicted model, not a curated record
AUGACCUCCUCUUCCUCCUUUUCGUUCCUCUUCCUCGAGGACCACGAAGACGUCGUCGCCGUCGUCCAAAACUGUUCUUUGCUUUGCGUGUCUCUCCCGAACGCGUACGAACGGAAAACGCGAGGAACGGUUUGGAUGACCACGCACGCGCUGUGCUUUGAACCCAAAAACGACUCCGAUAAAGACGAAGAUAAAGAGCCUGGAUCGAGGACGAUGAGAACGAGAACGAGUGCACUGGCACAAGUGUUCGGGGAAUCCCCGGGAGGAACGAAAAGGAGCGAACGAGUUGAAGGAAAAGAAGCAAAAAUUGUGAAAAUCAAAUACGAAGACGCGAUUGGACCUUCGAUUGACACGUCGAGAGUGGAACGGAAUGCCGUGGAUAUUUCGACGGCGAAAGCAGUUUUGAUCUGUGGGAACGAGAGGAGAGAAAUCGUGAGAGAUGAAACGAUCGUUUGGAGAAUUACGAUGGAAGAAGAGGAAGACGGGGAGGAGAGCAUCGAGCAGCGGUUGCGAACGCCGGCGAAUAAGCUGUUGAACAUUUCGAAGCAGAAAAACAGGCAGACAAAGUGCGAACAGCUGGCGUUUUUAUCUCGGCAAAGGGAAGGUAAUUUACGAUUCGAUGAGAAGAAUCUGAGGGUGAAAGGGGAGACGAGUCGAUUUGAUGCACCCGCGGCGAAGAUUUCGCCGUUGGUGAGAAGAGCCGGGAGAGUUCGAGUGACGGAUGCGCAUUUGUAUUUUCAACCUUUGAUUGUGAGAGAUAGCAAAGCGAAGAAAAAUAUAGCGAAUUGGGUGGCUUUGAAAGACGUCGUCGCGGUCGCUCGCAGGCGGUACGCGUCGAGACCAGUUGCUGUGGAGGUGUUUUACGAAGUGAGCGAUGACGACGAUGUUAGCAAUAAAUCGAAAUCGACGAUGAUGCGCGGUUCGAGUGUUUUAUUCGCGUUUCGUUCUGAAUCCGCGCGAGAAGCUGUAAUAGAGGCGCUUUUAAAGAACAAAAUCGACGAGAGUGAAAGCGAAACGACAACUCUGUCGAGAUUCUUGGACCCGACAAACGUCGAGGCAAUUUCGAAAGUCACGAACGCGUGGAAAAUCGGCGACGUGUCAAACUUUGAAUACCUGAUGUAUUUGAACGCACUCUCCGGUCGCUCAUUUCACGACGUGGCGCAGUAUUUCGUGUUCCCUUGGAUUUUGAAAGAGUACGGUGGUGAGAAUGACAGUAAUAACGGUUUCAAUUCAGAUAAACACAGCAGUAAUAGAGCGAACAUCGACGUCUCCGACGCCUCGGUGUACCGCGAUUUAUCGAAACCUAUUGGCGCGUUGAAUCCAGAGCGAUUGAAAUACUUCCAAGAGCGAAUGAAACACAUGGAAGACAUGCAGAAGCGAAAUCAGCACUCUCAAAAACCGUUCUUAUACGGAACCCAUUACUCUGCGCCGGGUUACGUCCUCUUCUACCUCCUUCGAUGCGCGCCGAAGCACAAUUUAAAGUUGCAAAACGGAUCUUUCGAUAAGCCCGAUCGCUUGUUUAAAUCUAUAUCGGAGACGUGGUCGUCGUGUUUAAACAACAACGCGGAUUUAAAAGAACUCAUACCAGAGUUUUACAUACCGGAAUGUUCCCGGAAGUUUCUUCGAAACAACUUGAAACUCAAUCUCGGCCACCGCGCGUCCGCGCCCCACUCGAAAAUCGACGAUGUGGUUUUACCUCAAUGGGCAAAAAACGACCCCGUUCGAUUUACAUCGAUCAACCGAAAAGCGUUAGAAUCCGAAACCACGAGUGUUCAUUUACACGAGUGGAUUGAUUUAAUCUUUGGCGUGUUCCAGAACGAUUGUAAAAACAAAAUGAACUCUUUCCACCCUUUAACGUACGAAGGCGAGAUUAACGUAGACGACGCGGCAUCGAUCGACGAACAGAUGAGUUUGGAAACGCAGAUUAACGAGUUUGGGCAGACGCCGAAGAGAAUCUUCGGUGAUGUGCAUGCAAAGAGGAGGCGCGAGGCUUGGAGGCGAUGGAAAGACGAUGGCGCUGUCGGUGCCAAGCGGAAGACGAAUAGAAAAAGCCAAUCGAUGAUUUCUCAACUAGAGUACGAGAAUUUAGGAACGACGACAGAAGAUAACGACGACGACGACGACAACGACGAUGAGGACGAAAUGGUCACGCCAAUACCAAUGGAUAUUCGCGCGAGUGUUAUCGAUACUAUCCGUCUCGUUUCGAGGAGAGCAGACGAUUAUUUAUUUGUCGGAGACGAUGAUGAAGAAGACGCCGCCACGAAUGGCAUCGAGGCGCUGAAGUUGAACGAUUCGCCUUCACGAAGAGCCGCGUCGCCAAGUAAUAACAUGCUGGAACGUUCAUUCAGCGACGCGCACGGAAUUGACACUUCUCUCGAUAAGCAGAUCGAAUCUGUCGUUCUAGGAAACUUUAGGGCGCCGAAACCUUCGGAUGGUGAUGGUGCUGACGGUUCGCACGUGGUGAAGAAAUGGUCGAGGAGGACGCACAACGGCGCGGUGACUGCGUUGGAAUGUUUUGCAGAUUCGAACGUCGCGUAUUCAACUGGUUCGGACGGAUUUGUACGCAUCAUCGAUAUGAAGAACGGACAUACCAUUCGUGCUGUCCCAGCGUCAUCAUCGACGAUUACAAAUUUAGCGGUGUUGCGACAAAGCGUUGUCGCCUCUGACGCGCGCCGUCUCCCGAUUGCGUUGUAUUCCACAUCCAAUGGCAAUCUUUUUGCGUAUAACGGCGAGUACGGGUCUGUCGACCGCGUUAGUUCAACCAAUUUGACACCAAUAACUGCUAUUAAAGUUCCCUCGAUGUCGACUGAACAAGGCCGUGCGGUUACUUCCCACGCCAACGGCGCGAUUGCGCUUCGCGACAUCGAGAAACGCGUUGAAGUCAGCGUGUUCGGUACGAACGAAUUUUCCGGCGACGGUGCGAACGACGUACUCGUAGAUCCACAGUGCCACAUUAUCGUGUCUGCGCACGAUUCGGGCGUCGUCAAAGCAUUCGAUACGCGUUCGUCUGCUUUGAAAUCGGUGUGGAAACAGAGCGUCGCGAGUCGAAGAAAUAUCGCCGCGAGAUCGAUUGCGUUUGCGCCGUUGGGCGACGGCUUAGGCGACGCGCUCGGAUUUAUCGUCGCCGUUGACGAUUCUGGUCAGUGUUGCGCGUUAGAAACGAGAAUGCGAGGGAGAAUCGUCGCUGCCGCAGAUACCACGACGACGUCGAGUUUUGCAAAUGCCCUCGUUUCGGCAAAUACCUCGUUGCGCGUGAACGUUGACGGCGAGAAGAACAUCGUCUUAUCUGGAUUCGCACAAAACGUUUUCCGCGUGGGUAAAGAAGCUGGAGUUUUGAGAGACGAAAACGACUUCCGCGAUUUAGAGUUACGGGACGACCACGAUGAUGAUGAGAAGAAGAAACACAAUUCUCCGUCUGAGCGAAUAUUUACCGCGGCGUGUUUCAAAACUGGGUCGGACCGAGACGUCUUCGUUGGCGCCGCUAACGGCGAAGUGAGCGCGUACGCGCAUCGGUCGUCGCACAUAGAAUAG